UAUAAAAAGCACAGCACACUCUUUAAUGAUUCACGAUCAAAUUCUACACUCUAACAUUAGAACAAUGGAGUUCUCCAGAGUCGCCGCUGUCUUUGUGCUUGUCUUGAUUGGUUGUGCUGUGUAUGUGACCGCGGAUGGUUACAUGAAAGACAGCAAGGCGUACAACUACAUUACACCCCAGAUGUACUACGCGCAAGCCCAACCCUCUUAUCAAUACGUCAGCACCGGAACUGGAGGUGGAUUCUCAGGCGGACCCGGAAGUAGCCUCGGAAUAUUCCUUCCCAUCAUCAUUAUUUUGGUGCUCCUGGGCGCUGCACCUUUCUUAUUCAGCGCCAUACCAUCUGUAGCGGACGGAAGUGUUCAUUUUGCGAGUUCAAAAUAAACACACAGAAUAUCUCAGACUAUCUAUCAACUUCGAUGGUUUGACAAUGCUGAAAAUAGCAUGGAUAUUGUAUAUUUGUAAAAAAAAAAAAAAAAAAAAAUAAAUAAAAAAUAAAUAAAAAAGAUUGUGAACAACAUUGUAAGUGUGUGAUUGUUAAUGUUUAUAAAUGAACCGAAGUAAAAAUCGGAAUAAUGAUAUCCAUAUAAUUCUUUAAUCUCUGAGUGGUCAUGUGACUAUAGAGUAUAUAAGCUGGGUGAAUCCAGUUCGGUGUUGGCAGUCAGUAGAAAAGGGUUAGGUGGUUAGGUGAGCGGAAACAUUCGUUUAAAAAAACGUAAAUGCCUGCAUAAGACUAUCGAGGGCGUUGUCAAUAGCUGUGUCGGCUGGUACACAGAUUUGCAUUUCUGUUGUGGAAGCGCAUGCGCUCCAAUCAAGAAAGGGAUUUACAUG
Molecule: messenger RNA, 829 nt
Organism: Ostrea edulis (European flat oyster)
Lineage: Eukaryota; Metazoa; Mollusca; Bivalvia; Ostreida; Ostreidae
Exons: 4
Coding region: 26-382 (118 amino acids)
Source: RefSeq, a predicted model, not a curated record